AUGGCCUCGACGACAGCCGUCGUCCCCGCUAUCCCCCAUGACAGGCCAUCUGCGGUACGGACGAACUCCAUCACGAGCACGGCAAGUUCUGGGGGCGCGUCGUUAAGGCGUCGGUCGGCCACGCGGUCGAGGUCGGUCCUCUCACAGGUCAAGCGGGGCAAGAGCCAAGGGCCACCGGGAGACCGCAAAAACACAGUGGACGACGAUGCACACUCUAUUCUCAACUUCGGGGAUCCCUUGCCGCCUGUCCCCGCCAUGCUUUACGCGGAGCCGGAGGAAUUGGCGUCUGUUUUGCCACAGAGCGCGCCAGCAGCUCAGCACCGUCCACGAACAGCGGGUUCGCAACACCGAGCACAGGGUGCGACUCGAGAGGCGGGGACCAGGAGCCUGACAGCGGAUGCUGGUACGGUGGAGGCAGCGAAGAAGCCUUGGGAGACGAGGUCUGAGGGAGGUUCUAUCAGAGGGGUACCGCGGUCGCGUGCACUCAGUCUGCCCCGCCAGGCCUUCAGGGCAAAUAUCUCGUCCGACUCAUCCCCUGAACCGAGUCCCCAAACGCCAGGGCAGGAAAUGAAGCCGUUCCUUCAAAUGCGGACCGGAAACCCUGGCUAUCGAAAUCCCAGAGAUUCCAUGCUGUCGACGUCUUCCUCGUCGCUUUAUCCUGCUUCAACGGCCACGGGGACCUUCACGGAAUCAUCCUUCCCGUAUUCUAUCGACGAUGAUCUCGAGGAGCGGCUGAGACCCGUUGUUCCUGAGAUCUUCUCUGCAGAUAAACCAGAGUUCGAUGGGGACGACGUUUCCUACAGGCUGCGCCUGCUGGUCAACAAUAGCUAUUUCCUUCCGCCCGCGCACGCGAAGCCUUCACCAUUAUCGUUGAACCCUCAGAAUGCUGCCGGCCAGAAGGUAUCGCCCAAACCAUCUGCUACAUUUCUGGACUUCUUUCGUCUGGGGAAGUCCAAGUCGAAGCCGACGACUCCGUACACUACCUCACCUCCUGCUGUGGACCAACCAGGUCCUAUCCUUCGCACUACCUCGGAUUCGACAACAGCAUCAGGCUUCAUCCUUCGCCCCCAUGCUCGUUCAUUGCCGCAGACACCAGUCUACACCAUCCCCGCUCCGAGCACCAGCCGAGUAGUCGUGGUGCGUGAACGGAUGGAUGACCUAGCAGCUGCAGCGAAGGAAGCCGAGCAAGACCUGAGGACUCGUGCCGUGCGCAAAACACGGAGUCAGUCUAUUAUUAGACCUCAGCCCUCCCAUCUGGAUGUCAUUGAUCCUACGGAUGCAGUCGACCUACCUCCCCCGUCCUCAGGCUAUCCGUUCACAGUUCAAGCAUCCGCGGUGUAUGGUGUUAACGUGUCUGGCGCACUUGGCGCCGCGGUCCUGGCUGAGCAGCUACCACCCCAUAGCCCUGGGGCUUGGUCGAGCAGCACGGAGGACGACGCUUGGCGGAAGGCGUUACUGGCAGAAGCUGUCCACCAUUCACUCAACAACUCAGUGGAUACGUCCUUUGCGUCAGGAUUUACAGACCGCUCGGCUCUGACCUCCCCUACCGGCCCUUCGAGGAGUGGCUCUUCGGGACAUACAUCGCAGCCGUCAGAUGCGUUCUCGUCAGGGACGCAGUUCCGGUCCAUGAUCGGACAGCGGAUCCUAGAAAACCUGUAUGUCGCCACAGAAGCCGAUGAGCCGCAAAGUCCCACUACGCCUACACAAGCGAGGGCGCCCUCGAGUGCGAACAGCCAAACAACCUUCUCGAGUGUGUCGAGCUUCGCAGGCCAGCGGUCACCGCGACAUGACCCGUGCUCGCCUCCCAUACGCGUAGAGAGCCCCACGCGGACUGCUGCCCUUCCACCGCCCCCGCGCAAGCCGAUGAUCAACCCGACGUUCUCACAUUCUCAGCCCGACCUCACGGAUCCAGAUAUCGAGCCCGCACGUCCGUCGCUACAGGCUUUGCGGAAGGUCAUGUCGUCUCCUGGCCUCUCUGAGUCGCGCGAGGCUUUCGAGACAGCGGGUUUUCGGGCGGCGUCACCGAUGUCCAUCUCGCAGAGGUUGUCGAUGCGGAUAUCACCAGUCAUGCUGAAUGCCGAAGCGAUUCCCUCCCAGUCGUCCUACCGCAGCUUCAUGAGUCAACUUUCCUCACACUCGCGUGUCUCCGAUGACCUCUCGUACGUGACGCCGGAGGAUACGGACGUGGAUCAGACGUUGCAGAAUAGGCCAUCUGUGACAGUGUCGAUGGUGACUGAAGGCAGGCCGUCAAUCACGACGUCAGAGUAUUCAGUCCCCUCGCCGACAGCAUCUGCAUUCCAUGAUGCCAUCUUUGGCAGCAUAAGAUCGCCGUCCUCGUUGUCGCGGAGAAGUUACCUGCCUGAAGGCUCCGGUACCUCGCGGAGUGUGUCCCCUGUGUCCCCUACCGUGAGUGCCGAGUUCCCCUAUGGUCAUGCUCCGUUGCCUCCGCCGCGAAUAUCUGUCUCGUCGCUGGUGCCGACAGCGUUGGCGCCACCUCCCAGAUCAUCUCCCAGAGCCUCGCCCAAGCUUCCACCUUCGCCAUUACGCCCUACGGCAGAGGCACAUCCAUCACCUCCUGCAGAUCGCCCCUUCUCCAUUCGGUCCAUAGGGUCAGGGUCAAUCCCAGAGACAUCCCCCGAGUCCGCUGCGUUCCCUUCCCCCUCCUCUCCGCGCUCAUUAGCAGAUCGUCGAGGCCAUGCUUCACCACUCGCCCUCCGCAUUCCGGAAGAGUUCCUGCCUCCGACCAUUCAUUCCGCGCCAGGUCCCGCGUCACCCGCAGAUUUCUUCGACAAGAUCGAGUCGACCAUGGAUGAAUUGGAAUCGACCGAAGGCAGCGAGGACGAGGACGAAGAGGAAGAGGAAGAGGAGGAGGAGAAGGAGGAGAAGGAGGCGUUGUCGCCUCCGCGACCGCCUUUCUCGCAUUCCCGGAGCGAUUCACAGCAGACCAUGCGCAGCGCUUCUGCGACGUCUUCGAAGUCGUCAAUCAUGCGUCUAGGGAACUAUUCUACGCCUUCGCUGCGGCCCCCGACAUUGCGCCAGGAGGAGCCUGCUCAGCUCAGCGAUGUUGACCGGAAAAAGCCCAUUUCGAACGUGCCUGUGCGGCCUCGCCGUCGGAGCUUCUUCUCGUCCAAGAAAAAGGGUCUGAAGAACAUUGAUAUCCCGCUGUUGCCGUUCAGGGAUAUCAAUACUUCCCAGGGUGAGGGCGGCUCCGACUUGACUCCCGAAUACGAGCCCAGGCGGAGACGAGCCACCGCGGACGCUGAGCAGAAGCCUCGGCUGCCCAAGCGGGAGUCGAUGCUGCAGUUCGAAGGGAUGCUCGACCAGUACGCGCAGGCGGAGCGUGAGCGGAUCAAGCGGAUCACCACCAGCGUGUCGGGUUCACAACGUUGA
Molecule: messenger RNA, 3390 nt
Organism: Rhodofomes roseus
Lineage: Eukaryota; Fungi; Basidiomycota; Agaricomycetes; Polyporales; Fomitopsidaceae
Exons: 3
Coding region: 1-3390 (1129 amino acids)
Source: RefSeq, a predicted model, not a curated record